AUGGUGCAGAAACGAAACGUUACAUAUCUAACAGUAUUUUUCGAAAAUCAAAACCCGGUAUCCAUUGGGGCGCCGCGGCAAACGAAUCGGUCAGUGUCAGUUGGUGGAACAGUAGGUGUCACACCUGAUGUUCACAUACUCCCCGAGGGGCGUGUGCCAGCGCCUCAUGGACUGCCACCCUCCCCUGGCUCGCGUAUUGGUGCCUGCAUUGCCAGCAAGAGGCUUCUGGAGGAAACUCUUGCUAAACCUGGAACUCCACCGUCGGUCGUCCUGCCGCCAUCUGGCUACUGGGUGGAUGGAAUCGACGAUGCCCCCCCUGAUGGAGAGGAUGUCGAGCCCCGACCCCAACCAGGAACACCUCGGCCAGCCACUAAGCGGCAUAACAUCGACACUGAUGACACCGCGAAGUACUACAGGCGAUUCUUCCUUGGCAUGGAGCACAUCAAUUUGGUCGGAUUUGAUGAUAAUCUGGGCCCAGUAGUCAUGUCUCUGAAAAACGAACACAUGGCAGGUCAAGAUCAGACUAGGAUAUUGUUGAGACUAUGCACGGAGACUAUGUAUGGACUUAUACCCACCCCUAGAUCAGGAAUAAUGCCCUCACCACUCAGAAUGGCUAAAAUGCUCAACGAGCAAGUAAACAUACUAAACUUGAAUGCUGUCAUGUGUCUCAACGCGUCAUCGUUGAUAGCUGCGUACGACGAACAUGUUCUAGUCAACUGUUUCAAAUUCGGCGUACUGUACCAAACUUACGGACAGACGACAGAGGAACAGUUGUUUGGCAACAACGAGACGUCGCCAGCCUUUGAAGAGUUCUUAGACAUGCUCGGACAGAGGAUCAAGUUAAAGGACCACAAAGGCUAUCGGGGUGGACUGGACAUAAUAAAUGGUCACACAGGCACGGAAGCGGUGUACGAGAAGUUCCACGACCGUGAAAUAAUGUUCCACGUGGCGCCACUGCUACCGCACACGGUCGGUGAUGCGCAACAAUUGCAGAGGAAACGACACGUUGGCAAUGAUAUUGUGGCUAUUGUGUUCCAGGAAAAAGCAACACCCUUUACACCAAACAUGAUUGCAUCUCACUUCCUCCACACAUUCAUCGUGGUCACACACUUGGAGAAUGUCGGUGGGGAGACCAGGUACAAGGUGGCCGUCACCGCACGUGAUGACGUACCAUUUUUCGGCCCGACUCUCCCGCAACCCUCAAUAUUCCGAAAGGGGCGUGAGUUUAAAGAGUUCUUAUUAACUAAACUCAUUAACGCAGAGAACGCAUGUUACAAAGCGGACAAAUUCGCGCAACUGGAACUUAGAACAAGAUCAUCUUUAUUGCACAAUUUGGUCAAUGAUUUGAAGAGGAAAACAAAUGAAUUCCUUGGAGGUGGUGUAAGAAUUGAUCCGGGCGCAGUGUCUCCUCAACCUGAAGUCACGCCGAAACAGGACUGCCCCAGACCGGGGCUCUUCGAUACCGUUAAGAAAGUUAUUAUUAAUAAAGUAAGAUCACCAAGUGUAGACACGAAUCUCUCGGGCGAUGGCAACAAGAACGUUAUAAAUAAGAAUAAAUACAUACAAAAUGAAACUCAUACACCUAAUAGCGCUCGCUCCAAGUCAUCGGUUGCAUCAUCGUCAGCAUCAGCGGUGUCCGUCAGGUCGGCGGGUGGUUCGGGCGCAUCGCACGCCUCGGGCGAGUCCAGCCCAGACGUGACGUCACGAGCCGCCCCACCACGCCCCCCACUUACCGACCAUAGCGAUGACUCUAGCUUAAACUCUGUUGACCUAGAUCCGCUCGGUGGUAUGUACGUGGACAGCGACACGGGCCUGGAGUCGAUGUCGUCGGCCGAGGCGGCGGCGUGCGGCGGGUGCGGGGGCGGCGCGGGGGUCGGUGCGGGGGGCGGCGCGGGCGGAGGGGUGGGGGGCGCGACCGCCGGUGCCGACCAGUUGCGCCAGGAGGUGUGCCGCCUCAAGAACGACAAGCUCGACCUGCUCAAACAGAAUAUUACCUGGCAAAAUGAGAUCAAAUGUUUACGUGAGAGAGAGAUGCAGUUACAAGAGAAGUUGGCGGACGCGUCCAGGGAAGUGAGGAGACUUCGGGAACUACAGGUCACCGGCACCAUCAUCCCGAACCCCUCGAAUCACGACUCCACCGCUUAA
This is a messenger RNA of Arctia plantaginis, 2145 nucleotides long. NCBI's taxonomy places the organism in Eukaryota, Metazoa, Arthropoda, Insecta, Lepidoptera, Erebidae. The record is from the annotation of a GenBank genome assembly.